ACUGCAGCUGCUUCUGCCUGCUGGUUGCCGCGUCUUCCCGGAGGCGACUGCUGGAAGCUGCUGGGAACAGCUGCGGUGCUCUGCCAUAUUGUGUCUUCCCCGGCCGGUCCCUCGCCUCCCGGCCGAGCUGACGGUGAGUCCCGGGCGGAGCGGUGCCCUCCAGGGUCGGCGCUCCCCGCCCCAGCCCGCGCCGCAGCUCCCGGGCGCGGAGGCAGCGCGAGCGACCCGCGCCAGGCGUGGGGCGUGGAGGCGGCUGUCCCGUGACGCGCCCGGACAUUUUUGUCCAGUGAGGAAUUUGCGCCGGCGCGGGGGUGUCCCCGGCGCGCGUAUCGGGUGGUGUGUGGGCUCCGGGGGAUGUCGAACUGAGGGGAGUGUGGCUUGUGAGGAGUUAGGAGUUUUUCCUGAGAGGUAAUGACCGCCCGGGAGGGGCUGUCGCGCGGCGGAAACCGCGGCGAGGGGUGUCGUCUCUCCGGGAAGGCGUGGAGGGGGCCCCAAGGACCCUCAGGGCUCGGCUCGGGGCUGGAAUCUGCUGUUAGGGAAGUACCCCAAGCACCUCGGAGCUUUUGCAACGCCCCCUCCUCUGGCUUGAAGUGGAGCGAGACAUGCCGGGCUCGGAGUCCUCGUCCGGCCCCAGUUGGGACUGGCUGGGCCCCGCCAAGUAGUGCACGGGGAGGUGCCGGGGGCGGCCAGGCGUUGUGGUGGGCAGAGGCGGGUCCCGGGUGUGUGUGGGGGCGACCCCGGCACCCUUUCGCCCCUCCACCGCCUCGAGGGGGCCUCAGAGGGUGGCUGUCUUGGGAGCUACUGUUUCAGCGCUGCAGUAUGGACACUUCCUGUUCGCCGCCUCCUUUGGGGCCGUGGUUACCUUUGCCUUUCAGUCCUCUUUCCUGGCAAGGUGAGAGGUCUGCGGUGGAAGAGGCCUUCAGCCUUUCAAGUUUGCCCCACUGCAGCAGCAGCCUGUGUGGAACCCGGCAGGACGGUGGUAGUUAGCGGAAAGCAGCCCAUGUGCUCCGUGCUCCAUCCUCCACUCUACUUAACUCCACCCCCUUUUGCACCUUUGCAAAAUGCCUCUUUUUCCACCGCAUCUCUCGGGAGUUGGGGUGUCUGCUUCGCUGAGGAGCCACACUCUCGCAGUGUUCUUGCACUGGAUUUCUGCUUUAAAGUCUUUUUACAGCAGUCUCUGAACUUCAUUUUCUCCCUACUGGGAAAAAAGAGUUUUAGCGUGCAAAGAAAUGACCACAGACUUUCUUUCUCCUACCCCAACUCCGAGGUGAGGGGAGGAGGGCAGUUAAGUAUUUACAGAACUGUAAGAGUAAAUGGGUCCAGUAAUUGGAAUGACUCCAGAUAAGAGAGCUGAAACCCCAGGAGCUGAAAAGAUUGCAGGAUUAAGCCAGAUUUACAAAAUGGGAAGCUUGCCUGAAGCUGUUGAUGCUGCCAGGCCGAAGGCCACUCUAGUGGACAGUGAGUCAGCAGAUGAUGAACUCACAAACUUGAACUGGCUUCAUGAAAGCACUAAUCUUCUAACAAACUUCAGCCUCGGAAGUGAGGGUCUUCCAAUUGUUAGUCCAUUGUAUGACAUAGAGGGAGAUGAUGUGCCAUCCUUUGGACCAGCUUGCUACCAGAACCCAGAAAAAAAAUCAGCAACUUCAAAGCCCCCAUACUCCUUUAGUCUUCUCAUUUAUAUGGCCAUUGAGCACUCUCCAAAUAAAUGUUUGCCUGUCAAAGAAAUUUAUAGCUGGAUUCUGGACCAUUUUCCGUAUUUUGCUACUGCACCAACAGGCUGGAAGAAUUCUGUUCGACAUAAUCUGUCCCUGAAUAAAUGUUUUCAGAAAGUGGAAAGAAGCCAUGGCAAGGUUAAUGGAAAAGGUUCCUUAUGGUGUGUUGAUCCGGAAUAUAAACCCAAUCUUAUCCAGGCACUGAAGAAGCAACCUUUUUCUUCAGCAUCUUCACAAAAUGGUUCUUUAUCACCUCACUAUUUAAGCUCUGUAAUCAAGCAGAACCAGGUGCGAAACCUCAAAGAAUCUGAUAUUGAUGCUGCUGCUGCAAUGAUGCUUUUAAAUACUUCUAUAGAACAAGGAAUUUUAGAAUGUGAGAAGCCUCUUCCUCUUAAAACAGCAUUGCAAAAAAAGAGGAGUUACGGCAAUGCAUUUCAUCAUCCCAGUGCUGUACGAUUACAAGAGAGUGAUUCUUUAGCCACCAGCAUUGAUCCAAAAGAAGAUCACAAUUACAGUGCAAGUAGCAUGGCAGCACAGCGUUGUGCAUCCAGGUCUAGCGUGUCUUCCCUGUCUUCUGUGGAUGAGGUAUAUGAAUUUAUCCCAAAGAAUAGUCACGUGGGAAGUGAUGGCAGUGAAGGAUUUCACAGUGAAGAAGAUACAGACGUUGACUAUGAAGAUGAUCCUCUUGGAGACAGUGGCUAUGCAUCACAGCCUUGUGCAAAAAUCUCUGAAAAAGGGCAGUCAGGCAAAAAGAUGCGAAAACAGACAUGUCAAGAAAUUGAUGAGGAGCUCAAAGAGGCAGCUGGAUCUCUGCUCCACCUUGCUGGAAUUCGUACAUGUUUAGGUUCCCUAAUAAGUACUGCAAAGACACAAAAUCAAAAGCAACGGAAAAAAUAGAAAUACUUAAAGUGUGGCAAUACUCUUUCACUUAAUUCUUUACAAGGGAUAUCAAAGCCAUAAUGGACUUCGUUAGUUUUAGGGUAGGGAAGGGAUACUAAUUACUUAUUUCUUUCAAAACAUUUUUGGUUUUUGGUUUUUAAAAUUUUUAUUAAACAAUUGCUGUUAGGAUCAUGCCUGAUCAGAAAUACAUGAUGUGAAGUCCUAAAAGCAUAAUUUUUGUGAUAAAUGUGUCCAAGAUUUGAAAAUUUUUAUAUAAGAAAAUCCCCAGCCUCUGUCUUAAACUUGUGGGACAAAAAUCCUUUCUUCUGUUAAUAUGCCAGAAUGUAAGAUUUGGCAACUCGAUAAAUUUUUUUCAUUUUCUUUUCCAAUCUGUAACUAUAGUUACUGAACCAGCUAAAAAUUUUGCUGAUGUAUUUUUCAUAUACUUCUCUCCUGACACGCAAUCCGGUAACAUAAGAUUGAAAUUUUUUUACUUUGUCUUAAUUUGUUUCUAAUUUUUUUGUUGUUGUCGUGUGAGCAAAGACAAACAUAAAUUGAAAAACAUCCUGAUGUUUAGAAAGUUUCUUUUGGUUACAUAGGUAGAGAAUACAACAAAGAGUUCUAAGACUUAGAAAAGACAAUUUUGUGGUGUCAUUUCAUCCAAGAACACUCCCAAUUCCUAUUAGAAUGGUAGCUUUGAAGUGUUUUUACUUCAGAGAUCCUGCAUAGCAUUUAUUGGGGCCUUUUAUUCUUUCCCGAAGUGCUUUGCAAACAUUAAGUUUUAGCCACUAGCUGCCUUUGUUGAGUAUAAGUUAUCCAGUGAGAGGAUAUAGCCAAUUAAGUGUGUUAUGGAGUACACCCAUUUUGACACACUUGUAAUAAGAGAAUCUUUCAUUUGCCUGCCAUGUGUACUGUAUUCUGAGAAUCUUAUAAUCGGAAUGGAGUGAAAUGAAACAUUUUGAGUACUGAUGGCAUGUUAUCAUACAUAAAGUAGGUCAUUUAGGAAAAAACUUCUGUCCAAGCUUUGUAUGAAUUAAAUUCAUAAGUAUACCAAAUUAAAUCUUAAUAGAUUUAAUGCAAUUUUACGGACACAAUACCUUCAUGAAUUUCAAAAUUCAUAUAAAAUUUGAUCUUAUGCAAUACACCCUUUUGAGGAGGCAGUGUAAUAACCUAUAGUGCCAUUGAUCCAUGAGAAAAAGAUUUUCUGGUACUACUCCAAAAGUGCUUUGACUAAGUAUCUUAACUAUUUGAACAGUCUGCUUAUAUGAGACAGUUUUUCAUAGUAUCAUUUGUAUAAUUUGAUUAGAUUAUUCAGAAACAACAGGAUGCUAAACUAAUUCAUUGUAUCUUUUUUUUUACAAUGGUGGAAGCAACUUUCUGAAAGUUCAGUCUUAUGCUACAUCCUAAGUCAUAGACAAUGACCUUGUUUUCAUUAUUCUGAUAGAUUGUAUACAUAUGUACACAUACAUAUACACAUAUGCACAGUCAAGGUCAUGAUGUUGAUUUGCUGCUUUCAGCUGUUUCUGUGAUUAUAAAGCAUUUUUUAAGAGACAAAUUUUAACUUUUAAUUUUUAUUUUGGCAAAACUGUCAAAUGAGAGAAAUGAUUUUAAAAACUUUUUUUUCAAUUGACAAGACUUUAAGUCAGGGAUAACAGUAUUAAUGUUCUCUGUUCUGUUUCCAUGUUAAAUUUAAUUUAACCUGGAUAGCCACAUUAAUGAACUGGUGCUGUCAAAAUAUAGUAAUUUUAAAAUUUGUUAAUAAUGAAAACCUCAAGCAUGCAGGAUGAGGUAUUUGGGUUUUUUCUUUAGAUCGAUCACAUCUACAGAAAAUGGCUAAACCAAGUUAACUUUUAUUAUAGACAGUGAAUAAAACACCAAAAACCCAAAAAUGCUUUAACCACAGUAUAAAUAAUAGAUAAUACACAUCAUCUUAAUAACUAUUUUUAAGUUAUUUACCAUAGCCUCUGGAUAGACCUUAGGAACAGUGUUUCAGUGAUCUGGCACCAGUUUAUUUUGUUCUGCUGAAAUUCUGUAUCACAAAUGUGCUACCUGGUUUCUGUCCAUUAGAUAAUUACUCUUUAUAAGAAAAGGAAAGAGAAGCAGAGUUAGUUCCAGCUCUAAUAGGGAUCUUCAAAGUUAUUUUGUCUUGAUGUAUGUAACAGUAAUUCUUUACAUCUUUUGAUUUUUCUCUUUUUAUUCACUCUUCCCACGAAUUUAAAUGUUUAAGUUAUAUUCAUCACUAGCAAGGAUGAUAAACACUUGUGCACUGAAAGCUAACAGGGAGAGGUUACACAAUAUUUUACAGUUUCUUAAACAUAAUUUAAUGCAUCACCUUCCACUUGCUAACAUACCAAGUCAGUUAUUUUCAAGGGAAGAACCUUUUAAAUUAUGGUCCUCCAUUUACUACUUCCAUUGAGAGUAUGCUCUCAUUCCUCAGGUGUUUUGAGAAACAUGACUAAUAACCACACAAUUAAGUAGAGUCAUUCCAAGUCCUAUGGCCUGGAAAUUGUAUUCCCUAUAAUAAUACAAAUUUUCCUGUAAUAAAGUCAACUUAGAAACUCCAAGGAGGUUACAUGUUUUCCAACAUAUCCUAAAAACUGUGAUAUAAGCUAACAUAUAAUUUGCCUUACGUCAAAAGAAUAUGUUUUGUUGCAGCUGAUUCCGGUUUAUAAUAGAUCCCUAGUAAAAAGCUUUGAUUCAACACAAUUGUUCAUCUUCACAUCCCAAACAGAAUCAGUGUUUCUUGAAUAUAUAUUUUUGAAGUUUUUUUGUGCAAUAUAUUACUAAAUCAGUUAUUAUUUUACUUUUCAAAUUCAGAGAAAGAAAACAGAUUACCUGAAUUCAUGGAAAAGGUGGAUCACCUCCCUUUUUCCACCUUCAAGCCUUUCCUGUCCUCAUAGCCAGCAUGACUUCUUUUAACUUGGAUUCCUUUGUAUAUAGUAAAGUUUAGUAUAUAUAUAUUUUUUUCUUUUUGCUACUUUCUGAGGCAUUAUGUAAAGGGCUCAUACUAGAGGUUCAGUUAAAUAUACUUUAGCACAAAGUCAAACUAGAGAAUGUGUUAAGGAGGGAAUGUAUAUGUCUUGGUAGACCAGGAGGCCUUUGCCAGCAAUUUAAGCAACAGAUGUGAAUACUUCACAAAGCUGUAAAGACCAUUGUCUUAAAUACUACAACAACUUAACACCCUUUUGUGAAGAUCACAGCAUUUAUCUAAGAAACUUUGAGGCUUUCUGGUUUACAUAUAUCUUACAGGUGUUUUUUUAUAUAUAUUUUUUUUAGUUUGAAAUGUGUAAGCUUUGAUUUAAACCAAGUUUACUUCAGUAUGUUAAUGAUGUAGUAAAAAUAUUUAUUGAAAGGUGAAUUCGAGUAUUUUAAUGUUAUACCUGCCAUUUUUUUUCUUAAAGCAUAUUCUUUGCAUCUAACUGCCAGUGCCAUUGUCAAAACUUAUUUUUUAAAUCGUUGUACAUUUCUUAUUAAACUAAGUGCUUAAUUUUAAAGUAUGUUGCCAUCAUAUAGUGUAUAAAAAUGUAUAAUUGCCAAUUGAUUGUAACUAUUAUUUAUUUUUAAAUGAAAGUGUAAGAAUGCUUUCUGAUUCAACAAAUUUGUUAUCAAACUGUUUCCUUAUCCUCUUUUCUGAUGUAGCAUAAAAAUUGUCCCGGUUUGAGUUAUAACUGCCAGUAGAUGACCAGUCACAAGUGAACCACUUCUCAGUUGCCAGUCUUUGCUCAUAUUAAAAACAACUUACAAAUACUUAGUUUUUGUAUCUAAUCUCUGAUUAUUAAAAUGUUUAUAAAGUUUAUUUUUACCAAAGAGAUGCAAUUCAUUAUGAGAAAGUAUUGCAUAAUAAAUUUUGUUUUAUAACUUUU
Messenger RNA from Pan troglodytes (chimpanzee), 6454 nucleotides. RefSeq names its product forkhead box N2 (gene FOXN2). Bases 1314 to 2609 code for a protein of 431 amino acids. Gene Ontology annotation, cellular component: nucleus. The transcript has 6 exons. The record is from RefSeq and is a predicted model, not a curated record. NCBI's taxonomy places the organism in Eukaryota, Metazoa, Chordata, Mammalia, Primates, Hominidae. Gene Ontology annotation, molecular function: DNA-binding transcription factor activity; cis-regulatory region sequence-specific DNA binding. Gene Ontology annotation, biological process: regulation of DNA-templated transcription.